This is a messenger RNA of Glycine soja, 2011 nucleotides long. RefSeq lists its product as uncharacterized. Lineage: Eukaryota; Viridiplantae; Streptophyta; Magnoliopsida; Fabales; Fabaceae. The transcript is spliced from 7 exons. Bases 364 to 1803 code for a protein of 479 amino acids. The record is from RefSeq and is a predicted model, not a curated record.
CCCACCAUGGGGAUCUAUUUUAUAAACCAGUUUAUGAAUGUUCUUGGUGUGGGCAUGGAAUCAUAAAUGCAGACCACAACACUUUCUCUCUCUCUCUCUCUCUCUCUCUCUCUCUCUAGGAAGCUGUUGAAGACUUGAAGUAGUAGUUAGUUGUUGACAAUUUUGAAAACGAGAAGGCAGUGAACAAACUUUGAGUUCUUCUCUUCAUUUGUUUUCGAUAAGUGUUAAUUGUUAAUUUGUUAGUUUUCUUUAUCAGCAAGAGAGAUUGAACCCACGACCUUUCAUUCCUUCCCUUCUUUCUUAACCCUUCAACCAAUCUUAUAUCUCUUCUUCUCUUCAUAGUCAUAAAAUUCUGUUUUGGUUAUGGGCAUCAUGAAAAGACAUUCACAACACAGCAGCAAUGAUCCAUUUUGUGAAGCUCACAACAGAACAAGACAACAACACCAAUGCAUGAUGAUGAUACAACAACCAAACAAUGAUGUUGUUGUUGUCCCAGAACACACAUGUGCACAACAACACCAAAACCAAUCUCCAAAAUUGGCUUCUUCUUCUUUCACUUCCCAAAAUGCUACACCUGUGCUACCUGCUUUUGUUGCCUUGCUGCUCCUUGUUACUUCAAUUGCCCCAACAGCAUUGUGCCACCCCUUGCAGGGCACUAACCACACUUUUAGGCCAAAUCAUGAGUUGCUCAAGUUGAGGAGAGUCAGAGCUCACUUGAAGAAAAUCAACAAGCCUCCCGUCAAGACAAUUCAGAGUCCAGAUGGUGAUUUGAUAGAUUGUGUUUUAUCUCACCAGCAACCUGCUUUUGACAAUCCUAAGCUUAGAGGCCACAAAAUAUUGGAUCCCCCAGAGAGGCCAAAGGGAAACCACACCAAUGGUGAAGCUGAAAGGGUAAUUGAGAGCUUUCAGCUGUGGAGUGAUUCUGGUGAAGCAUGCCCAGAAGGAACUGUUCCAAUCAGAAGAACUACAGAGGAGGAUAUUCUCAGAGCAAGCUCUAUCCAAAGAUUUGGAAGAAAACCAAGACCUGUACGGAGAGACUCUACUGGCAGUGGUCAUGAGCAUGCAGUUGUUUUUGUAAAUGGGGAUCAAUACUAUGGAGCAAAAGCUAGCAUAAACGUGUGGGCACCCCGUGUAACUGAUGAAUUUGAAUUCAGCUUGUCACAAAUGUGGGUUAUUGCUGGCUCCUUUGGUAAAGAUCUCAACACCAUAGAAGCUGGUUGGCAGGUAAGUCCACAGCUAUAUGGAGACAACUAUCCAAGGUUCUUCACUUAUUGGACUACUGAUGCAUAUCAAACAACUGGGUGCUACAACUUACUCUGUUCAGGCUUUAUUCAAACCAACAAUAGGAUAGCAAUAGGUGCUGCAAUUUCCCCAAGAUCCGCUUUCAACAGAAGACAAUUUGAUAUUGGCCUAAUGAUUUGGAAGGAUCCAAAGCAUGGGCACUGGUGGCUGGAAUUCGGGUCAGGACUACUAGUAGGGUAUUGGCCAGCAAACAUGUUCAGUCACUUGAGGAACCAUGCAAGCAUGGUGCAAUUUGGAGGAGAAAUUGUGAACACUCGUUCAAGGGGUUACCACACUGGCACCCAAAUGGGGAGUGGCAAUUUUGCUGAAGAAGGGUUUAGAAAAGCAGCAUAUUUUAGAAACUUACAAGUGGUUGAUUGGGACAAUAGCUUGCUUCCUCUUAGAAAUAUUCACCAGUUGGCUGAUCAUUCCAAUUGCUAUAACAUAAGGCAGGGAACCAACAGUGUUUGGGGCACUUACUUUUACUAUGGAGGGCCUGGAAGGAAUGUGAGAUGCCCAUGAAGAAAAUAUAGCACCCCAAUAGAGAUUAUAGAGGUUUUUCCCUAUUACAUGAAUGUCCACUUUGUUCCAUUUUUUUGUUGUUGUUGAAUUAUUAAUUUGGUUCUUAUAUUUGUCUGUAUUUAUUGUUUUGGUUCUAUACGUAAAAAUUGUAACUUUUUAGUCUUUAGAUGAGUAAAUUUAAUGUAGGAAAAAAUUUAUUUUUGGUUCC